UGAAACAAAAAGCUCCCUUUCAAGUAUUCCAGCAGAUAUAUGAGGAUUACAAAAAGUAUCCUUAUGCUGGGGGGUUCAGAGGGCUCAAACCGAUGCUAGUUAUCAAUGACUUGGACCUGAUAAAGAUUGUGCUGGUCAAGGAAUUCAGCACUUUCGCAGGGAGAGGACUGAAUGUGGACGAAAAGAAUGAGCCACUUUCUGCGAAUUUAUUCGCCCUCGACGGACCUCGUUGGAAGGAUUUGAGGAAGAAACUGACUCCAGUCUUCACAAGUGGUAAACUCAAACACAUGUUUGAUCUCAUUCUCGAGUGCUCUGAUCAUUUCGAAAAAUAUCUCAAGGAGCAAAUUGGUAAUGGAAAAGUCAUCGAGUGUAAGGAGCCAAUAGCCAGGUUCACAACUGAUGUCAUUGGAUCCUGUGCCUUUGGUUUGGAUACGAGUGCUCUGGAGAAUAGCGACAGUGAGUUCAGGAGAAUCGGGAAGAAGAUUUUUGAGCCAAAUUUCAUAACGAUGAUCAAGAGAUUGAUAAGGGAGAUAUCACCUGGUCUCGCCAAAUUCCUCGGGCUCAGAGGUAGCAGCAAACAAGUCGAAGAUUUCUUCAUCUCGGUGAUCAAAGACACUAUUGCGUUGAGAGAAAGAGAGAAUAUUGUUAGGCAUGACUUUGUAGACACUCUCAUCAGCAUGAAGAGGAGUAAUGAUGUUAAUGAAUGGAAGUUUACCGAUGCAAAUUUAGCAGCUCAGGCUCUAGUUUUCUUCGCCGCAGGUUUCGAAACAUCUUCAACAACCAUUUCCUUCGCUCUCCUUGAGCUCUCCCAUACACCUGAGCUUCAGGAGAAAUUGAGGAAAGAAAUUUUGGAGACUAUGAAAAAUUGUGAUGGCAAACUUACCUACGAAAUCGUCAGUGAAAUGAAGUAUCUUGAUAUGGUAGUUCAAGAAACUCUGAGGAAAGAUUCACCAGCGCUAUUACUCACGCGUCACGCAUUCCAGUCUUACAAAGUACCUGGAACAGAUUUCACCAUUGAGAAAGGGAUGUCCCUAUUCAUCCCUAUAUACGCUAUUCACCAUGAUCCUGAAUAUUUUCCCGAUCCCGAGGUAUUUGAUCCUGAACGCUUUUCGGAUGAGGCUAGGCGUCUGAGGCACCCAAUGGCUCAUAUUCCCUUCGGUGAUGGUCCAAAGAAUUGUAUAGGUAGUUAA
Molecule: messenger RNA, 1190 nt
Organism: Diachasma alloeum
Lineage: Eukaryota; Metazoa; Arthropoda; Insecta; Hymenoptera; Braconidae
Product: probable cytochrome P450 6a13
Exons: 3
Coding region: 93-1190 (365 amino acids)
Molecular function (GO): heme binding; oxidoreductase activity, acting on paired donors, with incorporation or reduction of molecular oxygen; monooxygenase activity
Source: RefSeq, a predicted model, not a curated record